ACCAUUCUUCUGGAACUUCUUUCGUUUAGCGAUUUCUCUGACACCGAUCUCCGCUCGAUUCAAGGCGACUCGGUUAGGAUUAGGGUUUUGGUUUUUACUCUUUUCGUUUGCACAGAGAGAGAGAGAGAGAGAGAGAGAUGGCGUCGAGGAAGGUGAACUUGAUGAGCUCCGAUGGCGUGACGUUCGAAGUGGACGACAUCGUGGCGUUGGAGUUGCAGACGAUCAAGCACAUGAUCGAGGCCGGUUUUUCCGACGGCGCCAUUCCUCUCCCGAACGUCACCAGCGGUAUCCUUGCGAUGGUGAUCGAGUACUGCAAGAUGCACGUGGAGAGUUCCAAGUCCGAGGAUCGCAGCGCCGAUGAUAACCUCAAGGCCUGGGAUGCCGAAUUCGUCAAGGUUGAUGUGGCUACUCUGUUUCAUCUCAUCAUGGCUGCCAAUUAUUUGAACAUCCAGAGCUUGCUGGAGCUAACAUGCCAGACAGUUGCAGACAUGAUGAAGGGAAAGUCCGUAGAGUACAUACGCAAGACCUUCAACAUUACAAAUGAUUACACUCCAGAGGAGGAGGAAGAGAUCCGUCGGGAAUUCCCCUGGGUUUUUGAAUGAGAAACCGAAGGGUACAUUUGGAAGGAUUUGAAUGAUGCGGUUUACGAAAUUCGAUUUGGAUUCAUGGAGCUGACUUUGUCGACCGGGGUCUUAUAGACUCUGAAAUGUAAAUAAUAGUUGUUGGAUUCGUGGUGUUGUGGCCUUUGCAACAGCUACCAACAUCAUUUGAUUCCCCAGUUCUAUGAUGACUUUCUUUUUCUAGACCCUGCA
Vitis riparia (riverbank grape) is the source of this 812-nucleotide messenger RNA. RefSeq names its product SKP1-like protein 1A. Lineage: Eukaryota; Viridiplantae; Streptophyta; Magnoliopsida; Vitales; Vitaceae. Gene Ontology annotation, biological process: SCF-dependent proteasomal ubiquitin-dependent protein catabolic process. Gene Ontology annotation, cellular component: nucleus; cytoplasm. The record is from RefSeq and is a predicted model, not a curated record. The coding region runs from base 138 to 602 and encodes 154 amino acids. Gene Ontology annotation, molecular function: cullin family protein binding. The transcript has 2 exons.